Molecule: messenger RNA, 1725 nt
Organism: Arthroderma uncinatum
Lineage: Eukaryota; Fungi; Ascomycota; Eurotiomycetes; Onygenales; Arthrodermataceae
Exons: 1
Coding region: 1-1725 (574 amino acids)
Biological process (GO): microtubule-based movement
Source: RefSeq, a predicted model, not a curated record
AUGGCGACAACCUCAUCAUCCGCUGUCGACUCAGAAAGAAGGCAGUCUCUCUCAGGUGCCAAUCUACGAGGAGGCCUUCGUCAUCAAGCCCGCGGCUCGAUCGCCUCGAUCCCAGGAUCCCCCCAUACGCCGCAGCAACAACGCCAGGUAUUGUCUCCUUAUACGGGCACUUCGUCCCCCGGCUCGCCAUUCCGACAGGAAGAAGAUGCGGUGAUACUAGAAAUCGGGUCGAGGUGGCUUCGUGCCGGUUUUGAGGGGAAUAGCGUGCAGACUUGCGUCGUUGGAUUUGGAACAGAAGAAGGAAGAAGAGUCGGCGAUUAUCGUGGUUGGAUCAGAAGCAACAAUGGCACAGCUACGGCGAGAAACCGGUCUACUUAUGAUGUUGGGACGUGGUCAAAAAACUAUGAGCUAUGGACCUCGGACCUUCGUGGGUUUGAUAUCGAGCUCUUUGAAGACAAAAUUGAACGGGCUAUUCGAGAGAUCUACAACAAAUAUUUACUUACAGAUGCGGGAUCCUCAAGGCUGGUGCUCGUUCUACCUUCAAUAGUCCCGCACCCUCUAUUGGCAUCACUUCUUUCAACUAUAUUUCGCCGCUGGAAAUACCCGAGCAUCACCCUUCUUCCGAGCACGGCGAUGGCAACCGUAUCAGCUGGCCUACGGUCCUCUCUUGUUGUAGAUAUUGGAUGGGAGGAGACUGUUGUUACGGCCGUUUACGAAUAUCGAGAGAUCCGGUCAAAGCGAAGCACUCGGGCAAUGAAGAUGAUGAUGCGGGAGAUGGGCAAAAUGCUCACUGAGACCGCCCAGGAGGCUGAGGGGUCCAGCACUCGCGAAAAAGGGGAUAUGGUAUCUGUCCCAUUCGAACUUUGUGAGGAAGCUUUGAUACGACUGGCCUGGUGUGAGAAGAGUUCGCAGACUUCCGAAGACUCGGAAUUUAUGAGUGCGCACUCUGCACCCUCUACGGGAUCCGAUGGUGGUAACGGCGACUCAUACACUCGUACAUUGGAUUCAAAAGUGGCCGUACCAUUACCAGUUGGGUCUGAGUCCAAUUAUACCGAAAUCCCGUUUUCGCGGUUCUCACAGCCCACCGAAUCUACGUUGUUCGGUGGCCCGUAUGAAACACGAGACUGGGAUGACGAAGAUAUGCCAUUGGACAUUUUGGUAUACCAUUUCCUCCUCUCGCUACCGCCAGAUUUACGCGGUACUUGUAUGUCACGAAUAGUUUUUACUGGCGGCGGUGCGAAUAUUCCAGGUGUACGGCAACGAAUACUGGAUGAUGUGAGCGCCCUUGUUGAGAAGAACCAAUGGUCAGUGUCCAGAGGCAAGUCUAUGAGCAGGCGGAAAAACCGGUUAUAUCAACAGAGUGGUAACGGCAGUUCAAGCACGUCAAACGAAGAUGAGCCAGAGUCCACUUUCCGAGAGCCUCCUGAGCUAGAACCAAAUUUCAUUGAUGAGAAAAUGGAGAUGAGACGGAAAGAUGAUAGACAUGUGCAUGGAGUGCUUCGGCAGGUUGAUUCUUUGGGUCCAUGGGCUGGGGCUAGUCUGUUGACCAGCCUCAAGGUGAAGGGCCUGGUAGAGGUUGAGCGAGAAAAGUACAUCCAGCAUGGCCUAGCAGGUGCCAGCCGUGAUUUCGAUCUUAAUCCGCCUGAAAGAAGGUCUGGCCAUGGACCAGGAGCUGCUCGAUCCGGAGGAGAUAGAUCUAGCUGGACUCUUGGUGAAUGGAGAUAA